Nerophis lumbriciformis (worm pipefish) is the source of this 2553-nucleotide messenger RNA. NCBI's taxonomy places the organism in Eukaryota, Metazoa, Chordata, Actinopteri, Syngnathiformes, Syngnathidae. The record is from RefSeq and is a predicted model, not a curated record.
AUGGAAGACCACAACUCUUGUGGGGAAUCAGUUAAUCCUGCAUCCCUCUCAACAAGCAACCUACUAAUUUUGCACACUGCUGAGGCACAGGAAUGGGCAACAUAUCUGCAGCAGAUCCUACGGAAAUCCUCUAAGAUGUUCCACAAAAACGCAGUUUUGCUUUACACUAUCGGCCCAACUGAUGAGCUCCAUGGAUACAACUUCGACCGUUUCCACACUUUCCACUGUGUUAUGUUGCUCCUCACUGGGGCAUUCAUAGACCUCAUGUCCGAGCCUGAGCUGCAGAGAGCCCUUCAGACGCUGCUCCGUCCAUCACAUAGAGUUGUGGCGCUGUUGUGUGGCGUGUCUGAAGAAGACAUAAUGAUGGUGGAUGGCUUUGAAGACUGGUCCAGCUGGAAGAAAUUGCACGCUGAGGAUGAAUCCUCUGUAUACGUCUCCAGCAUUUUGGAAACCAUCACUAACAGCAGGCUACAGGUUGAACAUGAGAACAAAGGCAAAGCUUCAGAACAGCUGCAUGUCGCAGGAGGCUGCGCAACAAGAGAUCCCAACACCGAUCAAAAACAGGAAGUAAUGACAGAAGAGUGUCAAAAAAUAACUUGGAAGGAUGAUGAACGUAUGAUUGCGGGUUUUUCAGUAAGCCAAGAAAUAAGAACGCAAUCACAUAUUGAAUGCCUCACUGUCCAACCAACCCGACUUCUGACUGGGGUGGAGCACACAAUUUUCAUCAUCUUUAAUGAAAAAAUAGAUGAGCUCUCAUCACCAGAAGUGGAGUUUUGUUCUGAAAAUAACACACACAAAACAGUUCCAUCCACCCUCGUGAAUGAGUACACAUUAAGUCUUACUGCACCCGAAAUGCCUGCAGGGGUGGUGUCACUCACUCUGUGCUCAAACCAAUUGCGUACAAGCUUGAAGUGUGUUACAUACCAUACCAACAUGGGAGAAGUCAGCCGCUGUCUUGAAAAUGCUGCCGAUCCCAUAAAUUUCCUCUGCCAGGCUUUCGAUUUGACGUCCAAUUCAGUCGAGUUUUUGGACAACAUCCUAGUUGACUCAAUAAAAUCCAAAAUGCCAGCACCUGGUCUUCAGCUGUUUGGAAUGAGACAGAUAGAGGAACAAAAUAUGGCGGCAUAUAACCGCAAUGAGGAACUUCCCACACUGCUCCACUUUGCUGCAAAGUACGGCCUAAGGAAGCUGAUAAAUUUCCUCCUUCAGAUUCCCGGGGCGUUACAAGCUUGCAGUGUGAUGAAUAAGAACGGAGAUUAUCCAAACACGUUGGCAGAAAAGAGUGGCUUCACAGAUCUCCGACAGUUUAUCGAUGGAUUUGUUCAGACUGCAGCUACGCUUGAAUCUUCAAGUGCCAACAACCAAGAUCUAAAUGAGGACACUGAAGACUAUGAAGUGAUGACAGUCAGCAACAGCUCAGGGUGUCCUAGCGACAUGUAUGAGUCAAUGCUGGGCAUAAACCCUGAAUGUGCAGAUGACUUAUAUGAAGUGAUGAAUUCAAUAGGUGAAAAUCCAGAGGAAGCUAUGUUGAGGACGUUUUUUCAAGGUAAACAAUCAGCAAAACUUCAAACCAGUGUAGUCCAGGAUGAAGGAAAUCAAAUCCAAAACAUCAAUCUGAAUGAAACUGACGAUGACUUUGACCCAUACAACACCUCUAGUACAGACAUAUAUGAUACCCUGAAUGAAAAUAAUGUAGCGAUCCUGUCUCGACCACCAGCCCCGAUUCCUAGACCUGAAAUUGAGCCUGAACCCGAGAAGCCAGUUACCUAUAUUUCAAGAGUCUUUUCAGAUAAAUCCAUGGUCCAAAGUCAUUACCUCUUUGCACCUGCAGUUCAUCCUGUGAUGGAAGCUCCCGUGCCUUUAUACGAACCUUUUGCUGGGAUGAAAACGCCUGGUCAGAGACAGCUUAUAACCCUACAAGAGAGGGUCAAAGUGGGAGAAAUUACUGUGGAUGAAGCUGUCCGUGAAUUCAAAGCUUGGCAGCUGGACCUUGAGAGUAGAGCAAGCUCAGUGCGCUAUCAACAGGAUAAUUUGAGACGAUUAAGAGAGAGCAUUAACAGGCGUCACAAUGAGAGAGACAAGACAGGAAAAGAGUUUGACUACAACAUAAGUGCUCCACUGCAGAGAAACUCUUUUUGGGGAGCUACUAUGACAUUGGAGUGUGCUGUAUAUGAUGGAUCGCCCAGAAUGUUGCCUCCAUCCUCCUCAGCAGCUCAGUGUAUCCAAAGAGGAAGCUGGAAGACAGGGAGCACAUCUAGUACAUCCAGUGGGUUUGACUGUACUGAGAGCAAUCGACUCAGCACUCACAGCAAUUUAAGCUACAGUAGCGGGACGGAUCCAGAUUUAGAGGACUCUAUAGAAAAUCUCCCUCUUCCAGCACGACCUCCACGACCUUCCGAGGCUGCUCCACUAAUUCCACCUAGAAUUCCUCCACGUAACUCACAAAGUGCGUCAGAUAAGAUGUUGCACAAGCGCUAUGUCUCUUCCCCACCCCUACUACCUCCUCAAAGACACAGCAAUUCCGCUCCACCUGUUCCACGUCGACGACGGUGA